AUGAUCCACUUCUUACUUUUGAUCAGCCGGCAUGGAAAAAUCAGGUUAUCAAAAUUUUACACUGCUUUUCCUAUAACUCAUCUCUUGAGUGAGCAAAAAAAUUUUGCUUGUCCCACAUGGUAAUUUUUUGAAAAGUCUGGUUUUUAUUCUCAAAAAAUGGUUUAGUUUGCAUUUAGAGGUCAUAAGAGAUUUUUCCAAAGAUUUUGAUCGCUUAUAAAGGAGGGGAGUAAGAGAAAGAGAUAAAAUGCUAAAAGAAGUAUUUUAAAUUCAGAUAAAAACAACAGUCAUAGGUAGAAACAGCAAGCUUUGCAACUUUUUAGAAUGGCGUGACAUGAUCUUAGUUACCAAGAGGUAUGCAAGCUUAUAUUUUGUGGCAGCAGUCGAUAAAGAAGAUAACGAGCUCAGCAUGCUCAAUAUAAUUCAUUCAUUUGUAGAGGUCCUUGACAAAUAUUUUAACAGUGUCUGCGAGCUUGACAUUAUCUUCAAUUUCCACAAGGCAUAUUAUAUACUUGACGAAAUGAUAAUGGGAGGCUACAUAGUUGAGACCAGCAAAACCCAAAUCCAAAGAAUCAUUGCAAGCCAGGAAUCACAGUUCGAAGACAGCAAAGAAGAAGACAAAAAAGGGAAGCCGAAAAAAUAA
Molecule: messenger RNA, 640 nt
Organism: Blepharisma stoltei
Lineage: Eukaryota; Ciliophora; Heterotrichea; Heterotrichida; Blepharismidae
Source: the annotation of a GenBank genome assembly